Setaria italica (foxtail millet) is the source of this 1272-nucleotide messenger RNA. RefSeq lists its product as uncharacterized. The record is from RefSeq and is a predicted model, not a curated record. Lineage: Eukaryota; Viridiplantae; Streptophyta; Magnoliopsida; Poales; Poaceae. Bases 118 to 948 code for a protein of 276 amino acids. Gene Ontology annotation, biological process: morphogenesis of a branching structure. The transcript has 6 exons.
CAUCAAUGGUGAUGGACGCACCUGGCCUGUAGGAUCUUGCUGGCUUCGUGAAGAAGACACACAGGUCUCAUCCCCUUGCUUAAUAGUUGUGGUGGGGAUGGUGCUGGAAAGUGCUUCAUGAACCAUCACCUGGACAAGAUUGGUUCUGAAGAAAUGGGCCUAAAGGUGUUUCAUUGGCUGAAUCGGAGGAUGCAUCCUAAUACUGAGUACUGCACCAUUCAUGGGAACAAGGCCAUGGAGGAUAAGGAAGACUCUGUGCGUCAGAGUGUGGCUGAGAAAGACACUGAAGCCCUGCUGCUCCGUGAUGUGCUUCUUAACGGUAUACUUGCAAUUGGCACACUUGGACAUCACGUAGACUCCCUCUGUCCUGAUGCCUGCAUUGAAGAAGAUGAUUUCCUCAUCAUGGAUGGGGAGGAAGUAGUUGAGGAAGAGAAAGAUGAAGAGGAACCGAGGGAUGAUAAGGUCAAAGAAGAUGCUGCAUCGACAACAGCACCAAGUGAACCGGUAGUGCCUGUUGUUGAGCCUGCCAAGAUGCAUUCAUCGUCGAUGAAAGAAGACAAUUUCACAUGUUUCGUAACGGAAGAAAUCCUGAUGCAUGAGAUGGAAGAUGGGGGUGCUGCUAAUAUCCAGGAACGACCACUUCUGAUGGUAGAGAAAGUGGAGAAAGUAAGAACUACACUUGCUGAUUUAUUUGCAGCAGAAGCAUUCUCAUCUAGUGCUCCAGGGGAGAAGAAUUGCCAGGAUAUCGUCAUUGUUGCUGGGGCAUCCACUUCGAAGCCUACAUUGUGCACUGAAAAGAUGCACCAAAAGAAACCAAGGAAGCCAACACCAAAGCCACUGAAAGCCACAAGAAAAUUAAGUCGGGUCAUGAGGAAGAUGUUGGGGAAGAAGAUCCACCCAGAGCAGCUCAAUGGUCGUAGUAAUGCAGAGGGCCCUCUUACUGCAUGAUGCACUUAGUCUUGUCGACAAGUUUGCUUCUCUAUCUGGUUUCAUUGGAUCCCUACGACUCAGAUUCCUUGCCCGAGGGAAGCAUCCAUGGAAAGGUCGACCAUGUUGGAGUACCUUUUUUGUUGCUGUGUUUCGUCGCCAGUGGAGCAUGAAUAGCAUUCCGCCUUCUCCUCUAUCCUCUUGCUUAUUUGCAUUGUAAAUCAACUGUUGGGGUGUGUAUGAUCUUGUAAGAUGUCAUUCUCUGGCGCGCUGUCUGCGCCGCACUGUCCCGUCGUCGCUGUAUGUCAAGUCAAGAAAAUUAAUGAACCUCUCUGUUUAAUUAUC